Zerene cesonia (dogface butterfly) is the source of this 1898-nucleotide messenger RNA. RefSeq lists its product as uncharacterized. The record is from RefSeq and is a predicted model, not a curated record. The coding region runs from base 81 to 1898 and encodes 605 amino acids. The transcript is spliced from 5 exons. Lineage: Eukaryota; Metazoa; Arthropoda; Insecta; Lepidoptera; Pieridae.
UUUACACAGCUCGAGCGGCGUGUCGCCGUCAUAGCAAGCGCAUUGUCAUUGCGGCCUCACUGUCGGCGGGGCUGGCGGGAAUGGCGCGGGCCCUGGUGGUGGCCAUAGCCUGCGCGAUGGCCACAUCGGCGACCAGCUACGGAGACUACGCAGGAGCGCGAAUGCCUCAAUAUCACAUGGAUUAUGAGAGCCGGGACACGGCACCGCGUGACGAAUACCCGGAAAGAUCACCAGAUGGCCAUGUGCCCUUAGAUUAUAAAUAUGAAGAGGAUCCCGAUGGCAAACACUAUAAAGCUCCAGAAACAAUUGUAGAUGAAAAUGACGAAUGGAUUAAAACUAAAAAUAGAAGAAAUAAACCUACAGAUUUAGAUCACGAAUAUAGUCAAGAAGUAGAUAAGUAUUCCAGUACAGACGAUAGGGACCAGAAAAUAAAAUCUAACCGAAUACAUGCCAGAAAUAGGCACAACUUCAAAAGAAAAAAAGUGGACAUAGAUGAAUCAUUCCCUGAACGCGAACGCAGAAGGUACGACGAUUCAAAAAAUCCAUCCCAUGAAAAUUUAGUCCGUUUGAGUAAAGACAGAAUAGUUGAUAACAAAAGCUUUGAAAGAAAUGUCAAAAAUAUUGGUUAUGCUAGAGGACAGAAGAGGCAAAACAGACGUAAAACUCGUGAUAAAGCUUAUCCGCGCAUCGAUGACAUUGAAGAAGGCAUUCUGACCGCCGAAAAGGUGUUCGAGACAGAUGAUAGCGGCGAAGAGGAAGUGGCGCAGAUCACCGGACAGCGGCGCAUGAUGGACCCUGAGCGUGUACGAGUUACUCGACCAGACCCCGACUUUACAACUAACUUUGCCGGUAAAAGGCCAGAUAAGAGCUAUGCUGAUUAUGACGAAUAUUACGACAUGAAGAGGGUCCUCAACAUUAAGAACAAAUUGCCAUCACUCCUGCGUCGCACAAAAGCGAGGUACUCAACGACGCAGCGAACUCCACAAGUGGAAGAAUGGUUCCGGCGAGCCAACAUCCCAGAUGAAAAUAAAUAUGACACCAAAGUGUCUUCGACCACAUCUACAGCAGUAACAACGACAAAGUCAACCACAAAGACCAAAGUUACCCCAAAGGUUACCACAAAAUCCCCGCAAACGACUAAGACCACAACUUUGAAACCAAAUGUAGUGUCAUCAAAUAGCUCAGAACUGUCUUUAGCUGAAAAGUCUAGACUAUCCAUUCUCAAGAAGGUGCAGAGAAAAGAGAGUCUAAAAAGUGGAUCGGGUACAACGAAGCCCCCAGUUUUAAUGCAAGUAACGGAACGUAUGCAGACCGUAGUGAUGGUGGAGCCGCCGGGGUCGCUGGUGGAGCGGCUGCGCGCGCGAGAGCUCUCCAACGACUCUCCCGGCCGCGUGGCGAAGGCCAAGCGCUUGAUGCGACACAAGCUGCUGUCGAACGCCAAGAGCAUCCACGACUUGACGGACAAUUGGGACGACAUGAUCUGCGAAUAUAUCGACGUCUCUCUGCUGAGUAAGGCUAACGGGGUGCCGUUCAACUUAUCGUAUAAAAUGGCCCUAGCUUGUUUAUUGAUACGAAGUACGCCAGAAACAACAGCGGGCACAACCAGCGUGGCGGAGCGGCGGUUGGACGUGGUGCUGGGCCACCGGCAGCGCAAGGAGGCGCCGGCCACCGGCCCCGCCGGCCCCGCCGGCCCCCUCUCCACACCUCCCACAUUCCCCCCCUUCGCCAUCGAGCAGGCAGAAAUGAAAAGCUCAACUACUGUGAACGGAGCAGUUGUACCACUGGUGAGUGGUGGGAGUCAAUUGACAACCACUAAGGACGAGGCCGUCAUAGCUGAUAUAGAACCAAGCAAACCAGAGAUAAAUCAGGGUGAAUGCCCGUCUGUUGGAAUGAGCUGA